AUGGCCGCCCUCCAGUCGGCAAAGCUCUCGUUUAUCGGCGGCGGCAACAUGGCCGGCGCGAUCAUUGGCGGCCUGCUGGCACGAGGCAUUGCAGCCGAGCAGAUCUGCGUGGCCGAGCCAUGGGACGUGAACCGGGCCAAGAUGGCGGCGUUGGGUGUGCGCACGACGACAUCGAACGCGGAAGCAGCGGCGGGUGCGGAUCUGGUGGUGAUCUCGGUGAAGCCGCAGGUGGCACAGACGGCGUGUCGGGAGGUGGCAGCGUCGUGGACGGCCGAUGGGACGCGGCCGACGGCGACGACGACGCCGGUGAUCCUGUCGAUUGCGGCUGGCGUGACGCUGGCAAGCCUGCGCCAGUGGACCACGACGAAGGAUGGACGCGUGCCACACGUGGUGCGCGUGAUGCCCAACACGCCAGCGCUCGUGGGCGAGGGUGCGUCCGGACUGUUUGCCGGCGACGAUCUGACGGCAGCCGAGAAGACGCUCGCGACAGAGCUGCUGCAGAGCGUCAGCAAGGCCGCCGAGUGGGUGGACCGCGAGGAGCUGCUGGAUGUCGUCACCGGGCUGUCGGGAUCCGGCCCUGCCUACUUCUUCGCCAUGGUCGAGCACCUCGUCACAGCUGCCACCAAACUCGGCCUUCCCCUCGACCAGGCCAGCCGGCUUGCUAAACAGACGUGUCUCGGCGCUGGCGCUAUGCUCGUUCAGUCGGCCGACUCGCCCGGACAGCUGCGCAAAAACGUCACCAGCCCCAACGGCACCACGCAUGCUGCCCUCGUCAGCUUCGAGCAGUCCGGCUUCGAGGCCAUGGUCGACAAGGCCGUCGUUGCCGCUACGGAACGGGCUACGGAGCUGGGGAAGUCGUGA
Grosmannia clavigera kw1407 is the source of this 861-nucleotide messenger RNA. Its product is annotated as pyrroline-5-carboxylate reductase. The record is from RefSeq and is a predicted model, not a curated record. Gene Ontology annotation, molecular function: pyrroline-5-carboxylate reductase activity. Bases 1 to 861 code for a protein of 286 amino acids. NCBI's taxonomy places the organism in Eukaryota, Fungi, Ascomycota, Sordariomycetes, Ophiostomatales, Ophiostomataceae. The transcript has a single exon. Gene Ontology annotation, biological process: L-proline biosynthetic process.